UUAGAAGGGCUUCGGGCGCUCAGCUGUCGCUCGUCUGUCGUCUGGAGCCCUAGCCUUGCCCUCUCUCUCUCUCUCUCUGUCUCUUGCUCCAAGAUGAAGCUUGUCAGGUUUUUGAUGAAGCUCAACAACGAGACCGUUUCGAUCGAGCUCAAGAAUGGCACCGUCGUCCAUGGUACUAUCACAGGUGUGGAUAUCAGCAUGAACACACAUUUGAAGACUGUGAAGCUUACUUUGAAGGGGAAGAAUCCAAUCACUCUUGAUCACCUCAGCGUGAGAGGCAACAAUAUUCGAUACUUUAUCCUCCCUGACAGCUUAAACCUUGAGACUUUGCUGGUUGAGGAAACACCUAGGGUCAAGCCCAAGAAGCCAACUGCAGGGAGGCCUUUGGGACGUGGUCGUGGGCGUGGACGUGGUCGGGGGCGCGGACGAGGCCGUUAGUCACGUACCAUCUUGAUCAUUUGUGGUGUUUGUUUCUGUACAAACGCCUGCUACCAUAGAGAAUUUUUGAGGGCUUUUGCUUUACUAGUUAGAAGCAGGACUGCUUGGCUACGACAGAUAGCUCUAAUGUAUGUGUUUUAACAGUUGGACUUUGAUGAUGAAAUUGGAUGAUGAAUCAGAAUUCCGAUGCAAUCCUUUUGUCUUUCCACUAACAUGGUGCUUUGGGUUGUUGAGCUUCAGUUAUUGGUGCUAUGGCUAUUAAAGUGCAAAAUUUAUGUCGGAGAAGUGAGAACUCAUAAAUCAAGGUAUAAAUCGUAGUGCAGCUAUGUUAUUCUGGC
Messenger RNA from Phoenix dactylifera (date palm), 776 nucleotides. RefSeq names its product small nuclear ribonucleoprotein SmD1a-like. Lineage: Eukaryota; Viridiplantae; Streptophyta; Magnoliopsida; Arecales; Arecaceae. The record is from RefSeq and is a predicted model, not a curated record. Gene Ontology annotation, biological process: RNA processing; spliceosomal snRNP assembly. Gene Ontology annotation, molecular function: RNA binding.